Myxocyprinus asiaticus (Chinese sucker) is the source of this 2632-nucleotide messenger RNA. Its product is annotated as E3 ubiquitin-protein ligase TRIM9. The record is from RefSeq and is a predicted model, not a curated record. The transcript is spliced from 11 exons. The coding region runs from base 17 to 2146 and encodes 709 amino acids. Gene Ontology annotation, molecular function: protein binding; zinc ion binding. NCBI's taxonomy places the organism in Eukaryota, Metazoa, Chordata, Actinopteri, Cypriniformes, Catostomidae.
GCGUGUGAGUGCGUUUAUGGACGCGAUGGAAGAAGAGCUGAAAUGCCCGGUUUGCGGUUCUCUUUUUAAGGAGCCCAUUAUUUUACCGUGCUCUCACAAUGUUUGUCUGGCGUGUGCCCGAAACAUCAUCGUGCAGACCCCGGAGGGGGAGACCCCACCGCAGAGCCGGAGCUCCGGCACCUCGGACUACGACAACCUGGAUAUGGAUAAGAUGAGCAUGUACAGCGAGACGGAUAGCGGCUACGGUUCAUAUACGCCGUGCCUGAAAUCUCCCAACGGGGUGCGGGUGUUCCCGCCGGCGCUGGUCCACCGUCACUGCUCCAUCACAUGCCCGCUGUGCCACUGCAGCGUGUCUCUGGACGAGCGGGGGCUCCGGGGGUUCCAGCGCAACCGGCUGCUCGAGGCGAUCGUGUCCCGGUACCAGCAAAGCCGCGCCGCCUCCGUCAAAUGUCAGCUGUGCGACCGCAAUCCGGUGGACGCCACGGUAAUGUGCGAGCAGUGCGAUGUAUUCUACUGCACUCCGUGUCAACAGCGGUGUCACCCCUCCCGCGGACCGCUGGCCAAGCACCGGCUAGUUCCGCCGACUCAAGCGCAGGUGGGGAGCACGCAGCCGGCCGGCUCCUCCGCUCGUAAACAGGCGAUGUGCGUGGACCACGAGGUGGAUAACUACAGCAUGUACUGCGUCAGCUGCAAGACCCCCGUGUGCUACCAGUGUCUGGAGGAGGGCAGACACGGCAAACACGACGUGAAGCCCCUUGCCGCCAUGUGGAAACAACACAAGUGUCAGCUGUCCCAGGCGUUGAAUGGAGUGUCUGACAAAGCUAAAGAAGCCAAGGAGUUCCUGGUGCAACUGAAAAACUUGCUUCAGCAGAUACAGGAAAAUGGGGUUGAGUUUGAAGCGUGUCUGGUCGCACAGUGUGACUCCUUGAUUGAAGCUCUCACGCGGCAGAAGGCCAAACUUCUCACCAAGGUCACCAAGGAGAAAGAGUGCAAACUGAAGACUGUAAAGGAUCAGAUUACCCACUGCACAAUGAGGCUGCGACAGACCACCGGAAUGAUGGAAUUCUGUCUGGAGGUUAUUAAAGAGAACGACCCAAGUGGAUUCCUACAGAUCUCAGAAGCAUUGAUAAAGCGUGUCCAGGCCUCACAGGAGCAGUGGGUAAAAGGUGCUUUGGAACCAAAGGUCUGCCCAGAAUUCGCCUUGACCAUCAACACAGAUCCUCUGAUGCAGUCUAUUCUCCAGCUGGACUUCACCCAUAGUAAAGAUGGUCAGGAGGCUGCAUUAUUGACACAAAUACUUGCAGGUGGCCAGAAAGAGGCGGAGAACACAGGAGCAGAAAUUCCCACAGUUCCUCCUGCUCCACUGUUGCAGUUGGAAAAGUGUUGCACACGGAACAACAGUGUCACUCUGGCCUGGAGGAUAACUACAGUCCAGGCCUUGCCUGUAGAAGCAUACAUACUGGAGCUGGAUGACGGCAAUGGCGGACCUUACCGGGAGGUAUACAUGGGUAAAGAGACCGUCUGUACAGUGGACGGCCUUCAUUUCAACAGUUCGUACAACGCUCGCGUCAAAGCUUAUAACUCUACUGGUGUGGGAGCCUACAGCAAGGUUGUUGUUCUGAAGACAUCUGAUGUCGCAUGGUUCACCUUUGACCCCACAUCAGCUCACAAAGAUAUUGUCCUGUCCAAUGAAAACCAGACGGUGACCUGUAACAGUUACGAUGAUCGGGUGGUGCUUGGAACCGCUGCCUUCUCCAAGGGCAUACAUUACUGGGAACUUAGCGUGGAUCGCUAUGACAACCACCCUGAUCCUGCAUUCGGUGUGGCACGGAUUAAUACGUUGAAGGACAUGAUGCUAGGGAAGGAUGAUAAGGCCUGGGCCAUGUAUGUGGACAACAAUCGCUCCUGGUUCAUGCACAACAACUCCCAUACCAACAGGGCUGAAGGUGGCAUCACAAAGGGUUCGACCGUGGGGAUUCUGUUAGAUCUAAUAAAACACACGCUGACCUUUUUCAUCAAUAAACAGCAGCAUGGACCUAUGGCUUUUGAGAAUCUAGAGGGUGUUUUCAUGCCUGCCGUGAGCCUCAACCGCAACGUCCAGGUGACUCUGAUCACAGGACUUGAAGUCCCAAAGCACAUUAUGUGAUGAUUUUUUUCCAGUGAGUAGAGUCAGACCUUUCGCAUCACACAACAGUAAAUGUUCCCUCUCUAUGUUGUGCUUUUGUACGGUGCGGAUGUAUAAAACUGGUAAAACUUUAAUGGGACUUUCUUGGAAUAUUUGCUUUAGUUAAUGUUUUUCGCUCAUGGUCGCAUUGAUUUGCAUAUCAGUGUUUACAAAUCAUCCUAUGUUUACAAACAAACAAACCACAGGAUAUGGGGGCUGAAGCUGGAGUCAGACCCCAGAGCACUUUUAAGUAGAGUUCUAUCUGUGUUUCACAUACAUCCAGUGAAAUAUAUCUUUACAUGUCUCCUAGGUGGAAUCUCAUGAAGUUUUUGUCAUAACCAACGAUGAGCAGCAGGACAUUUUGUCGAUCACUUAGUUUCUGUUUCUGCAGCGUCACACUGGGCAGCUCUGCCCACCUUAAAAUCACGUUGUUCAAAAAUCCCGCUCCACAUAGCUGUACAACCCCAA